AUGUCAGAUACAGGAUCGGCGACAAAUCGGAAGAGAAAUGGCUAUAGAGAGUGCGACGAUCCAGAAUUGGCAGAGAGCCCCAAUGGACUCGAUCAUUACCCACCAGACACUGUCACCUGGAGAGAUCGUGUCGCUCACUUCACCUGGCCCUGGUUCGCAUGUACCAUGAGCACGGGCGCGCUGUCUGUUGUCCUAGGUAAUACACCAAAUCAAUUCACUGGUCUACAAACCAUUGGCAAAGUCUUCUUCAUCUUGGCCCUUGUUUUGUUCAUUGCAUUCACUGCUAUCAUUGCCACUCGAUUCAUUCUGGUACCACAAAAGUUCCUGGCUUCGUUACAUCAUCCGGUCGAAUCGCUAUUCUUUGGAAGCUAUUGGGUGACGAUCAGUCUUCUUCUCAACUGUAUGCAAUUGUACGGCGUACCAAACACCGGACCCUGGCUAAUCAAGGCACUCGAAAUCCUCUUCUGGACUUACUGCGCUGUGGUUCUCAUAGUUGGCAUUGGACAAUACUAUAUUCUUUUCCAGCUGGAGCGACUAAAGGUCAACAAUGCAAUGCCCGCCUGGAUUUUCCCAAUUUAUCCUCUGCUUGUUGUUGGUCCUCUCGCCAGUACAAUAAUCCCGGAUCAACCCCAUUCCGCAGCUGUCCCCAUUUGGAUCGGUGGAGUUAUGCUUCAGGGUGUCGGAUGGUGUGUCGCUCUCAUGAUGUACGCCAUCUACACACAGAGAUUAAUGGUUAGCGCCCUGCCGGACCCCUCGACUAGGCCGGGUAUGUUCGUGUCAGUGGGACCUGCUGGCUACACUGCACAUGCUCUCAUAUCUCUCGGUCGCCAGGCUCCAACAGUGUUUGGCGACCACGAAAUGUUCGGAAUUACAUCCAUUCCGGUCGGAGAUGUCAUCAAGAUUGUUGGCAUUCUCGCUGGCUUCUUUGUGGUUCUCUUCUCCUUUUGGUUUUUCUGCGUGUCUACAGUCUCGGUUAUUGCUGGAAUCAAGGAAAUGUCGUUCACGCUGAACUGGUGGGCAUUUGUCUUCCCCAAUGCUGGCCUUACACUGGCAACCAUACAAACUGGCGGCGCUUUGAGCAGCGCUGGCGUCAAUGGUAUUGCCAGUGCUUUGACGAUUGGUCUGGUCAUUAUGUGGAUCGUCUGUGCAAUUGCACAUAUCCAAGCAGUGAGGAAGGGUAACGUCAUGUGGCCUGGAAAGGAUGAAGACAAGACGAUGAACGGUAUCAGAUGGGGAGCACACGCUGCGUGA
Messenger RNA from Aureobasidium namibiae CBS 147.97, 1251 nucleotides. Its product is annotated as malic acid transporter. Bases 1 to 1251 code for a protein of 416 amino acids. The record is from RefSeq and is a predicted model, not a curated record. Gene Ontology annotation, molecular function: malate transmembrane transporter activity. Gene Ontology annotation, cellular component: membrane. Gene Ontology annotation, biological process: malate transmembrane transport. Lineage: Eukaryota; Fungi; Ascomycota; Dothideomycetes; Dothideales; Saccotheciaceae. The transcript has a single exon.